This is a messenger RNA of Charadrius vociferus (killdeer), 1437 nucleotides long. RefSeq names its product integrin, beta-like 1 (with EGF-like repeat domains) (gene ITGBL1). Gene Ontology annotation, molecular function: integrin binding. Bases 1 to 1437 code for a protein of 478 amino acids. The record is from RefSeq and is a predicted model, not a curated record. Lineage: Eukaryota; Metazoa; Chordata; Aves; Charadriiformes; Charadriidae. Gene Ontology annotation, biological process: cell-matrix adhesion; cell adhesion mediated by integrin; integrin-mediated signaling pathway. The transcript has 11 exons. Gene Ontology annotation, cellular component: integrin complex; focal adhesion; cell surface.
AUGCGUAUAUACCAGAUAUGCAUGAUGAAAAAGAUGAGCCUAAUGCAGUUAACAAGGAGCGGUUUGAGUAAUCCUUCUUCGUGCCGGCUGUCCCGGACCGAGUCGGAGCUCAGGUGCAGUGUCGCAGGGGGGAUGCUGUGCAGCGGCAGAGGCGGAUGCGAGUGUGGAGUCUGCAUCUGCCAAGUGACUGAGUCCGGCACAUACUACGGUCCGCUCUGCGAGUGCCAUGACUGGGUGUGUGAGACCUACGACGGGAAGAUCUGCGCAGGCCAUGGGAAGUGUGACUGUGGGAAGUGCAAAUGUGAUGAAGGCUGGUAUGGUGAAGCUUGUCAGUAUCCAACUACUUGCAAUCUUACACGGAAGAAAAGCAAUGAAAUGUGCAAGAAUUCUCAAGAUAUCAUCUGUUCUGGUGCAGGCACAUGUCAGUGUGGCAGGUGUAAAUGUGCAAACUCAGAAGGAAAUGGACUGGUCUACGGUAAAUUUUGUGAAUGUGAUGACAGAGAAUGCAUAGAUGAUGAGACAGAAGAGAUUUGUACAGGCCAUGGAAAGUGUUACUGUGGAAACUGUUACUGUGAGGCUGGUUGGCAUGGAGAUAAAUGUGAAUUCCAGUGUGACAUCACCCCCUGGGAGAUCAAGAAAAGAUGCACAUCUCCAGAUGGCAAAAUCUGCAGCAACAGAGGCACAUGUGUAUGUGGGGAAUGCACAUGCCAUGAUGUGGACCCGACUGGUGACUGGGGAGAUAUUCAUGGAGAUACUUGUGAGUGUGAUGAAAGAAACUGCAAAGCAGUGUACGAUAGAUAUUCUGAUGACUUCUGUUCAGGUCACGGACAGUGUAAUUGUGGAAGGUGUGACUGUAAAGAAGGAUGGACUGGGAAGAAGUGUGAACAUCCACGUUCUUGUCCAUUGUCAGUUGACGAAAGUGCUAAGAAAUGCCAAGGAAAUUCUAAUUUACCUUGCUCUGGAAGAGGGAGAUGUGAAUGUGGCCAAUGCACUUGUUUCCCUCCAGGAGACAGCAGAGUUUAUGGCAAAAACUGUGAAUGUGAUGACCGACAAUGUGAAAAUAUGGAUGGCGAUGUCUGCAGGGGCCAUGGUGUCUGCUCAUGUGGCCGAUGCAUUUGCCAGGACGGGUGGUUUGGAAAGUGGUGCCAGCAUUCCAGGAAGUGCAACAUGACAGAGGAGGAGAGCAGAAGUCUCUGCGAGUCAGCGGAUGGCAUAUUGUGUUCGGGGAAGGGUUCCUGCCACUGUGGAAAGUGCAUCUGUUCACCACAGGAAUGGUACAUUUCGGGCGAUUUCUGUGAAUGCGAUGACAGAGACUGUGACAAACAUGAUGGUCUCAUUUGCACAGGCAAUGGUGUUUGUAGCUGUGGAAACUGCGAGUGCUGGGAAGGAUGGAAUGGAAAUGCUUGUGAAAUUUGGCUGGGGAGAGAAUACCCUUAA